Uloborus diversus is the source of this 1416-nucleotide messenger RNA. Its product is annotated as meiosis 1 arrest protein-like. Bases 1 to 1416 code for a protein of 471 amino acids. Gene Ontology annotation, biological process: spermatogenesis; meiosis I; male meiosis chromosome separation. The record is from RefSeq and is a predicted model, not a curated record. NCBI's taxonomy places the organism in Eukaryota, Metazoa, Arthropoda, Arachnida, Araneae, Uloboridae. The transcript is spliced from 6 exons.
AUGGAGAAACUUGAAUGGCGAGAAGCUUUUAACAAGCAACCAGCUUUCUAUUUAUUUUUAGAUCGCACUGUACCUAUGACGAUAGAUUAUAUUAAUAUUAUAUGUCAAGUAUUACAAAAUACGAUUACUUUAUCAAAUAAUUUGAAGAAUUCUUCUCGUUUUCGUGUUUUAGGCAUUUAUACUUUAUCUCAAAGGAGUAAGUGUAUUUUUCCGAUGCAAUCGAUUAAAAUAAAUUUGACGAAGUUUUUAUUUUCUAUGGAAGGUCUGAAAGCAGUUCAUGGUAUUCUUACUGUUGAUGAAACUUUCGAGCGGGAUGAGUUAUUAGAAAACCUCCAAGAUGCUGUUCGACAGUAUGAAACUUAUUUUCAAGGUGCUUUACAAAAUAAAGAAGAAUGGCCUCAACUUCAACUGGUUUUUAUUUCGGCGCAGCCGACCAACGAGUUCGUGAAAAUCAUCGAGUCAACAUUGCCUGGGAUUCAGCUGGCUUACAUCUAUAAAGCACAUAUCGAGGCCAAUGCUUUUCAGUUGGAAAGCAUAAUGAAAAGUUGGUUGAGAGACUUCAGCACAGAUUCUGACCAUUUGCGGUUGAGUGUUAGCAACAUCACUCUGCGCUGCGACGUCCACGAGUGCCUUCUGAGUGCAGAAACUUUGCCAUCUAGUGGGCAAUUCUUCUUGUCCUCUGACGGAGGAACUUCCCAAAAUGUUGUCCGUCCAAAUACGAUGGUUAAACCGCAAUGUACGUCUAAAGUCCCCGUGUACACACUAGAAGCAGUGAGUUUGGUGAAGAAAGAAGGUAUGUGCGAGUCGUUGCUAUUCGGAUAUCCGCUUAUUGUGACGGCAACUAGAUGCUGGAAGAUGGAUUGGGAGGAACUUGAACGCAAUCAACAUAAUUUCGCAGCAGUUACCCGAUAUCUGUAUGAAAAAGACUUGGUAUUAUUGGCAAAAAGGCAAGCAUCUCAAAUCGUGACUCCUGAAAAAGUGUUACCUACUGGAUUUUUUGCCUUCUUCCCCACAAAAAAUGCCUUACUCGUGAAAUCCGUCGCUGUCAACGAAUUGUUGCUUCCUGUGCAACAAUUACCAGAACGAGAAGUGCCUGCAGAUUUGGAAAUAGAGGUUCGCAAAUGUCUGGAGAGCCUGGACGAAAGAUUGCUGUUUAAUCCUCUUUCAAUCACAUCAGGCCUUUAUGCAUACUUGUCAACUUCCACAGCUAAUCGUAGGACUAGACCUUCAUCCAGUUUUGUAACCCCAGUUACAGCUCCAGAUGAAGACAAAACUGGAGCUAAGAAGAAGAAAAGAUGUUGUGUAACUCCAGUGGCGGAAGUAUCUUCUCGUAAACGAAGUGAACCGGCCUCUGGUACUGAAUUCUUGACGGCGUCUGCUUUGUUGAAGAAAAAGUUCACUGAUGAUUUUGAAUGA